UUUCUGAAUCCUUUUUUAUCCAGUUUCCAGAACCUGGGAAUCCAAUGCGUGCGGAAACGAGACCUGGACAAAGCAGUGGCCAAGCGGAUCGAAACCAACAACAAUCCUUUCAAUGCAUCUUCAGAGGAGCUAAAAGGAGACUAUGAUCUGAAUGCGGUUCGGCUCUGCUUCCAGGUGUGGAUCCGGGACGCGGGCAGCGGUCACUUGGUCCAACUGCCCCUGGUCAUCUCGCAGCCGAUCUAUGACAAUCGUGAGUGUCUCCGGAGCACAUGGCUCUCAUCCUAGGUUUUGCCUGUUUGUAUUAUGCUUAUACGGCGCU
Molecule: messenger RNA, 319 nt
Organism: Anolis sagrei ordinatus
Lineage: Eukaryota; Metazoa; Chordata; Lepidosauria; Squamata; Anolidae
Source: RefSeq, a predicted model, not a curated record